AUGGCAGCUACGGUAUUAGGAAAACGACAGCGUACUGCUAUUGAGGUGGAGGACUCUCUGCCUCUUCGUUCUGGCAGCAAGCGCCGAGCACGUACACCUCGCAUCCACGAAGAAGAUAGCAACACCCAAACUUCUCUUCGCCUCAGAUCUAGGGUUGUUGGUAGCUGCGAACCACAACACGCGAACCAGAUUAACACCAAAGUUUCCACCAGCGGUAAUAGUCGUUCGAAACGUAUUGUUCAGAACAACGAAACCUUGUCACCUUCAAAAAGCGACACGCACCUUAAACCCACGAAACCACUAGACACCGAAAAUGUUGUUGUCUCUGAGUUUCGUACUCCUCAGUCGAAGCGCUUUCGCGAUGCGCUCGUCAACUCUCCUCCCGUCACUCCCAGGCAUCGCGUUCAAGUCGUGGGAAAAUCCAUGACACCUCGCACGCCUCGUCAUGUUGGAACUCCAGCAGGCUCUACCACUGUCUACACACCGGCUCGUAAAAUGUUUGCACGAAGCGCAAAUCCCGAACGUUUGAUCGGAAGAGAAAAAGAGCGCGCUGAGCUCUCGAAGUUUAUUGAAAACGGUAUGCAAUCACGAAAAGGAGGUUGUAUAUACGUUAGUGGACCUCCUGGAACCGGCAAAAGUGCUACGAUCGAUGAAGUUUGCCGGGAUCUGAAUGUAAACACGGUUGUCAAAUCUGCGCAUGUCAACUGCGUCAGUAUGCGAUCUGCGCGAGAUAUAUAUGGAAAGCUCCUUGAAUCUCUGUGCGGUGAAUACGAUGUCUUUUCGAUGAGUGAGACGGAAAAGCUCAAGAGCAUGUUCGUCCCUACUAAGAAUUCGGAAGACUUGUAUCUGGUGACAUUGGAUGAGAUCGAUCAUCUUCUUACGACAGAUCCAGAAAUUCUCUAUUCUCUUUUUGAGUGGUCACUAAAUAGCAAGUCGAAGUUGCUUUUGAUCGGUAUUGCCAACGCAUUAGACCUUACGGAUCGAUUCCUACCCCGGCUCAAGGCGAACAAUCUGAAGCCCAUCCUGCUUCCAUUCUUGCCUUACAGCGCAGCUCAAAUCGCCAAUGUUAUUUCCACCCGCUUGCGAUCGCUAGUCCCUGAUACCGAGGCCAAAGCGAGCAGUGAUUUUAUCCCUUUUGUUCAGCCUGCAGCCAUCCAGUUGUGUGCGAAGAAGGUUGCUUCUCAGACGGGCGAUCUACGCAAGGCCUUUGAUUUGGUGAAACGGGCAAUCGAUGUCAUCGAGCAAGAGACUCAAAUCAAGUUAGACAAAGAAAAUGCUAUUCCCGAAAGCCCAUCCAAGCAUGCUCUUGCGGAAAAUGUCAAUUUGUCAUCACCACCAAAGACACCUGCUUCCAAGCGCACUCUGGCCAACGCAUAUACUGCCCUUACAGCACCAAGGGCAUCGAUCGCACACGUUGCCCGGAUAACUGCUGCGGUCUUUGGUCAAGGCACUACACAGCGCCUCCAGGGACUGAAUCUACAACAAAAGGCAGCCUUGUGUGCUCUAGUGGCGCUCGACCGAAAGCGACGUAAUAUGGAAAUUUAUGCUACGCCAUCAAAGUCCAGAGUGAAUGCACCUACUGUGCGAGAGCUAUUUGACACAUAUUGCUCGUUAUGCCGGAGUGACAAUAUCCUCCAUCCUCUUACCGCGACUGAAUUCAAAGAUGUUGUGGGUAGUCUCGAGACAUUGGGCCUAGUGGGAGAAUUUCAAGGUCGUGGUCGCGGUGGUACUAUUGCCGGUGGAUCGGGCAUCAUGCGCACGCCAUCUAAAAGUGGAAGCAGUUCGUCAACUCCUUCCAAGGGAAGCGAUGAGAAGGGCCUGGCUUGCUUUGUGUCUGAAAAGGAGAUUUUAAGCCAGAUUUCUGGACCGGGGGCGGGCAUUCUUAAGGCUUUGCUUGCUGGUGAUUGUCUUUAG
This is a messenger RNA of Talaromyces amestolkiae, 1914 nucleotides long. RefSeq lists its product as uncharacterized. The transcript is spliced from 3 exons. The record is from RefSeq and is a predicted model, not a curated record. Gene Ontology annotation, cellular component: nucleus. Gene Ontology annotation, molecular function: ATP hydrolysis activity; DNA replication origin binding; ATP binding. Gene Ontology annotation, biological process: mitotic DNA replication checkpoint signaling; cell division; DNA replication initiation. NCBI's taxonomy places the organism in Eukaryota, Fungi, Ascomycota, Eurotiomycetes, Eurotiales, Trichocomaceae. The coding region runs from base 1 to 1914 and encodes 637 amino acids.